CGGCCAGAGCUCGCGCGAUGUUUACGACAUGCUAAAUAUAUACGCGGGCGAACAGACGCUUCAGUGUAACGACGCCUGCCGACUACCGUGCCGUGGACAAGCAAAUGAUGGGGUCUAAUGUGGUUUGGCGUGUGUCCCGGCGUUGGUCGGGGCGGCGCUGGUGCGGCGCGCUGUUACUGGCGGCGGCGGCGCUGCUGCUGGCGCGGCGGCUGACUCCCGCGCCCGCCACACUGCGCUCGCGCGCCACGUUCCCGCGCACGCCGCCCGCGCGCGUUGCUCAUCUGCUUGCCGACUUCUCCACGCAUCCCUCGCUCUUCUCGUUUCCAGUUUUAUGGUCAAUAGAAAAGGAGACUAGCAAUUAUUCCAGCUGGGGCUAUAGCGUGUCAUACGAGUGCGGGUCGAGGUGCGCGGGGCGGGUGGAGGUGCGCGCGCACGACGAAGGCGCGCCGCGGCACGGGCUGGCGGCGCGCGCGCACCGAGUGCUCGUUCGGAACAUCUUCUGUGUCACGCUGCCACUGCUGCCAUGGCCGAGCUUUUGUGGCGAAAUAGAAACGACGUCCGUGGUGACGGCAGACGCUGCGGCCGACGGCGCAGUGCUGGAGGAGAGUGCGAGCGCGCGAUGCGGCGCGGCGGCCGCGCUGCUGCUGGCCGGCCGCUGCGGGGAGCCGCGGCUGCGCGCAUUGCGCGAUGCCCAUCUGCAGCGCGUGCGACGAGACCUCCACACUCAUUGAAAAUAAGCUGUUAUUUGUCAUUACUCAUGUU
Molecule: messenger RNA, 762 nt
Organism: Amyelois transitella
Lineage: Eukaryota; Metazoa; Arthropoda; Insecta; Lepidoptera; Pyralidae
Exons: 4
Coding region: 105-731 (208 amino acids)
Source: RefSeq, a predicted model, not a curated record